AUGAGAAGAGGAAUUAGAGGGUUUCAUGGAGAACCCUCAAACCCAGCAAGAUCUACUAGAGGUUUCAUGGUUUCUUAUAGCACGAUCAUUGACAGCCUCUGCAAGGACUCACUAGUUGUUGAUGCACUGAACCUCUUCUCAGAAAUGGUUAGCAGAGGCAUUGAUCCAAACCUUGUUACUUACAACUCUUUGAUUCGAGGAGUUUGCAACGUAGGUCAGUGGGAAGAAGCUACGAGGCUGUUGAAUGAAAUGGCGAGGAUAAAUAUCUUUCCAAAUGUAGUCACCUUCAAUAUCUUGGUGGAUGAACUUUGUAAGGACGGGAUGGUGGUGAAAGCCAAAACUGUGGUUGAAAUAAUGAUAAAAAGUACUGAGCCUAAUGUGAUUACCUACAAUUCACUAAUGGAUGGUUAUUGUCUGCGGGGCGAAAUGGAUGAAGCAAGAAAAGUCUUUGAUCUGAUGCUCAGAAAUGCUUGCAUGGUUAAUGUUCAGAGUUGUAAUGUAUUGAUAAAUGGAUACUGCAAACAUAAAAAGAUUGAUCAGGCAAAGGAUGUUCUUCAGGAAAUGGUUCGUUUGGAACUUGUUCCGGAUACCGUUACUUACAGUACUCUUAUUGACGGUUUUAAUAAAGCUGGGAGAAUGCAAGAAGCAGAAAAGUUGCUCUCUGAGAUGCUAAGUUGUGGGCAACUUCCGAAUCUUCAUACUUAUGCCAUCUUGAUUGAUGGCUUAUGUAGAAACAAUCAACUUUCAGCGGCAUUGGAACUGCUUCGAAAGAUGGAAGACAACAAGUUGGAACUGAAUAUUGUAAUUUACAACAUCAUCAUUGAAGGUUUGUGCAAAGCUGGAAAACUUGAAUCCGCAACAGAUAUCUUUACUAGUUUGUCAUCAAAAGGAGUUCAGCCUGAUGUGAGGACAUGUACUGUGAUGAUUGAUGGACUCUGUAAUGGAGGCCUAUUGGUCGAAGCAGAAGAGUUGUUUAGAGAAAUGGGAACGAAAGGCUGUUCUCCAGAUAAUUGUACCUAUAACAUCCUCAUCCGUGGGUUUAUCAAUAACAACGAGAUAUCAAGGGCUGUGGAACUCAUUCAGGAAAUGACAGAUGGGUUCUCCGGAGAUGCAUCAACCCUGGAAUUGGUAAUCAAUUUGUUGUCUAAAGAAGACCCAGCUUUGUUGUCAUUUUUUGGAAGGUCCAUGAAGAAGAUGAAUUGA
Molecule: messenger RNA, 1203 nt
Organism: Argentina anserina (silverweed cinquefoil)
Lineage: Eukaryota; Viridiplantae; Streptophyta; Magnoliopsida; Rosales; Rosaceae
Product: pentatricopeptide repeat-containing protein At3g22470, mitochondrial-like
Molecular function (GO): protein binding
Source: RefSeq, a predicted model, not a curated record